Molecule: messenger RNA, 1147 nt
Organism: Zingiber officinale
Lineage: Eukaryota; Viridiplantae; Streptophyta; Magnoliopsida; Zingiberales; Zingiberaceae
Product: probable tyrosine-protein phosphatase DSP2
Exons: 5
Coding region: 164-805 (213 amino acids)
Biological process (GO): protein dephosphorylation
Cellular component (GO): cytoplasm
Molecular function (GO): phosphatase activity
Source: RefSeq, a predicted model, not a curated record
CUCUCCAUCUCCUUUUCCUUUCCACCUCCUCCCCACUUGAUUUUAUAAUCCAUUGCGCGCUGAGCCACUUCCAAUUUUCUUCCUUCCUUCCUUCCUUACAAAUACCCCCCUCGCGUUCCUUCGGCGAAGAACGGAAGAAGGAAGAGAGUAGGUGAAGAAAUUUAUGGGGAGGGUGAUGAUUCCCAGUGAGUCUCCUCCGCCGCAUCAGGAGCUUCCACCAAUUCACCGCGACGAGGACGACGGCGGUACCGGCGACGUCGGUUACCUAACAAUCUCCACCACUUGCCCCCAUGCUUCUUGUUUGAAUCGUUCAGCAGCAGCGACAGAGUGCUGCGGCGGAGCGCUAGUUCCACCGCUCAACUUUGCGGUCGUCGACGCCGGCGUCUUCCGGUCGGGGUUCCCCGAGACGGCCAACUUCGGCUUCCUGCACACCCUCAAGCUCCGGUCCAUCGUGUAUCUUUGCCCGGAGCCGUAUCCGGAGGAAAACCUGGAGUUUCUCGAGUCGAAUAGUAUCACAUUAUUUCAAUUCGGAAUCGAUGGUCGCAAGGAACCGUUUAUUGACAUUCCCGGAGACAAAAUUAUUGAUGCUCUCAAAGUUAUCCUCGAUGCCAAAAACCACCCUUUGCUUAUCCAUUGCAAGAGAGGAAAGCAUCGAACUGGUUGCGUCGUGGGAUGUUUGAGAAAGCUUCAGAAGUGGUGUUUGCCCUCAGUUUUUGAUGAAUACCAGCGAUUCGCCGCCGCUAAAGCGAGGGUUUCCGAUUUGAGGUUUAUGGAACUGUUCGACACGUCGAACCGAGAGCUGUGAAUGAUGGACUACAGAGGGGCUAAUUUCCCUUCGCAGCAUCGGGUGCUCUGAAUGAAUCGAGUUAAUGAAUAAUUGAGAUAUUAAUUCGCUUGUUAGUUGCAGCAUGGAGAGUAAGGAAGUUAGGGGCACCUUUUUUUUGGAUGUCCUCGACAAUUUUCUUCCCCAGCAAAUUUAAUGGAAGAUGACUACUUUAGCUCAUCAACGUUGUGUGACUGAUCAGGAAUGUGAAUAAAUGUAAUUAAAUGACCUAAAAUAUAGCAUUAAAAAAAUAGGGUUUUUUUAUGUAAAGAAACAAAGAUUGAGGAUGGAUUUGAAAGAGAGAAAGAGAGAGAGAACAAAGAG